GGCCCGCCCGGCGCGCACUGACCGCGUGUUGUUGCGUGUUGUUGUUGUUGUUGUGCGAGUGAACGUCGCGAAGUUGAAGUAAAAGACGUGCGCGUUCAACACAGUGGGAGGGGGUGCGCGUCUAAACACGUGCCGGCGAUGUGGAUAUCGAGUAGCGGUGGUCGCCUUUGACAGCGGCGCGACUACUGCCGGGCCGAUAUCGCGUGUCUUGGGUGAACACUUCGUUACCAGUCAACUCUACAAGGGUUUAAGAUACACGCGAGACCGCGUGUUGUUAACGACAUCAUCGUUAACACGUUUCUAUCACGCUGGCUGCUUGCCUCGGACCGCAUCCCCGACGUAAACCGGCUCUACAAUUGACGACUUGAAACGGACGCCACCUCAAGUAUUUUCGGGGGAUCCAGGUUUGUGUUGCGGCCAUUUGUCAAAAUGUCCCAGCAAAGCGCGGUGAUUGGCAGAUUGGAGCAGCGGGCUGCUGAGGCCGACCAGAUCAUUGCCUACCUGAAGCAGCAGGUGGCUCUACUCAAGGACAGAGCUGUGUUGCAGCAGUCGCAAAAUGAAGAAGAGAGGCUGCAGCGUGAGAAUGAAACACUAAAGCAAGAAAUUGAAGUUGUGAAGCAGCAGCUCAUUGCGGCUGAAGUUAGGAAUGGAUUGGUGCAGAUUCCACUGCCCACGCAGCAGACGGCUUGUGUCACUCCCCCGUCAAAGUCUGGCACCGAGACUGUCGCGGAGAAGACGUCUCAAAGCCUCUCCAGCCCCUCGGACGUCAACUCGCCCCAGGCGGCUGCCCAGCCACCUCCCACGGGGGACAAGAAAAAGGAAAAGUCGGAGAAGAAAGGUGAAAAGAAGGACAAGGAGAAGAAGGUGGGAGGCGCGGAGGAGGCGGCUCGUCCCGUGGACGUGUCCCGGCUGGACUUGCGCGUGGGACGCAUCGUGUCGGCACAGAAGCACCCAGACGCCGACUCGCUGUACGUGGAGCAGGUGGACGUGGCGGAGGCAGCGGCGCGCACCGUCGUCAGCGGCCUCGUCAAGCACAUCCCCCUCGAGCAGAUGCAGGACAGGAUGAUUGUGGUGAUGUGUAACCUCAAGCCGGCCAAGAUGCGGGGUGUGCUGUCGCAGGCCAUGGUGAUGUGCGCCAGCUCGCCCGACAAGGUAGAGAUCCUGGACCCCCCGGCUGGGGCCGUUCCUGGAGACCGCAUCACCUUCAAAGGGUACCCAGGUGAGCCAGACAAGGAGCUGAACCCCAAGAAAAAGAUUUGGGAACAAGUGCAGCCAGAUCUUCUGACUAAUGCUGAGUUCGUGGCUACCUACAAGGGUGUGCCCUUUGAAGUGGCAGGCAAGGGUGUGUGCAAGGCACAAACUAUGGCCAACAGUGGAAUCAAAUAAGGGCUCUUAAAUUGUUUGUGCAAUGCUCUCUACCUGCUGCUGAAUAAGGGUAUUUCAAUGUUAAAUUAUAGAGAGCUAUACGACUACAAAUGAUGCUGUGUUGUUAGAACAUUUAAGUAAUUCUCACUUGAUGCUAUGUUCUAGUACCGGUUGUACGAGACACUGGCAGACGUUGACGAUUUGAGUGCUUGGUGCAGUAAAACUCCACUUUGCCAGGAUUGGAGUUAGGAAAUUCACUCAAAGACAAAUUCAUGGCUAAAAUUAGUUGUAUUAAAGUCCUAUCUAUGGCUAACCUGUAAAAUCGUGGAUAAUAGCCUUCAUUUUAAAUUCGAUGCAAUGUACUGCAGUGUACAGGCACGUCUCGCUGAUUGAGCAAGAUAGGUUGCACAAAAUUUGCUCGAUAAGGAAAGACUCGUUAAACGAUAAUCGUUUCCCAUUGACUCACUCCCAUGUUUAAAGCUGAGCUACUUUUUUGCAACGUGAGAAAUACAAAUGUGAAAUUUUUAAUAAAUUAAUGAAACAUGAAAUGUAACACCACACGUGAAGAACCACAGCGCUUGCAGGUUCCUGGCCUUGAUGUUGUUUGAAGGGUAGAUGUUGGUGGGUGGAGGGAGCAGCAGGGACCACCACGUAGGACCGCAGGUUCAAAUAUCACUCGCCACUGAUGUUCGCCGUGGUUGGGAAUCGAACCACGGGUUGCUGGGUUCAUAGCCACGAUGUGAGGGUACGGGACAGAGCGCGACUUCCUAUCCUCAGCGGCUGCAAUGAAUUCGUGCCGCCACCUACCCCUCACCCACCCACCCAUGACGGUGCCACCCCGAGGGCCCCCUCCACGAUACAACUCGACGCCCUGGCACAUCACAGGAGAGGGGAAACAAAACAGCUGCGGCUCCCCACCACCGUGUGCUCCCUGCCACCACCAGACGGACAUUUAUCGAUCAGCGUCCCAUCGCCAAGCAAACAUUUGCUCGCUUUGCCAACAAAUUCAAAUUGCUCGUUGUGGCGAAUUCUCGUAGAAAGAACGCUCGUUAAGCCAGACACGCCUGUAUAUUACUUGUCGAAGCAGCAGCACCUUCACUCACUGGAGGAAACAGUACAGAGAACAACAUCCACAACACAAAACGUAAUCUUCCAUUGUUGUCGAUACAUACAGCCUUCCUGUUAGGGAAGAAUUGUGGAUCAGCCAGACCAUUUGGAAAUUGGGAGUUUCAGAUAAGAAGGCUGUGGAUAAGAGUUUUACUGCCAUGGUUUGGGAAAAUAAAAUCUGAAUUGAAAUGUUCCUCAAUCAUUAUCAAGUUGAAGGCCUCCCCAAGUCAGCACUAUCAUCCUGCGACACUAUAAGCCGAAAUGUUAAUUGAUCACUUUACUGUUGGCGUAACUUUAUAUUUUGUAAAGAGUAAGAAGAACGCAAAGGACAAACGCACUCCUACUCGACGUAUACCUGAAAUUGUCUUUUUUUGGUAUUCGAAAUAAAUCGACGUCUACAGCAUUGUUUGCUGGUUGAA
This is a messenger RNA of Lethenteron reissneri (Far Eastern brook lamprey), 2891 nucleotides long. It is a transcript of the gene AIMP1, whose product is annotated as aminoacyl tRNA synthetase complex interacting multifunctional protein 1. The record is from RefSeq and is a predicted model, not a curated record. Gene Ontology annotation, molecular function: tRNA binding. Lineage: Eukaryota; Metazoa; Chordata; Hyperoartia; Petromyzontiformes; Petromyzontidae.